Messenger RNA from Canariomyces notabilis, 441 nucleotides. RefSeq lists its product as uncharacterized. Bases 1 to 441 code for a protein of 146 amino acids. The record is from RefSeq and is a predicted model, not a curated record. The transcript has a single exon. NCBI's taxonomy places the organism in Eukaryota, Fungi, Ascomycota, Sordariomycetes, Sordariales, Chaetomiaceae.
AUGAGAGGCACGCUGCUCCGACGAAGACUUCUAAUGGCCGCCUUGCACCAAACUCCCUUGGCUCGGGGGUCAUUGGGCAUUGGUGGGCGCACAAUGAGCUCUAUUGCCGAGCCAUCCUUUUGGAAAGGACUUAUUCCCAAACCGCUGCGAUCAUCAGCCCGAGGCUCCAAAUUGGGGAAUAAGCCCAAAUCCAAGGAGUGGAAUCCUGCGACGUUCUUCAUUGUCAUAUUUCUGUUUAUUGGAUCCAUGUCUAUCCAGAUGAUUGCGCUCAAGAAAGACUUCGCAACCUUCACACGACAGUCGGACGUCAGGAUUGGACUUCUCCGUGAGGUGGUGGAGAAGCUGCAACGGGGCGAGAAGGUGGAUGUGGAGAAGGUGUUAGGCACCGGUGACCCGGAGAGGGAACUGGAGUGGGAAGAAGGUUUGCAGUCCUGGAAGUAA